GUAUGUGCCAGGCUUUGAUCCAUCUCAGGACAAAAAAGAAGAAGACUGGUGGACUCCAAUGACUUCGGUCCGAGGUUCAGUGGAUAAUCCAGUAAAGAAAGAAAAGACAGAGAUGAAUACAGCUCCACCGCCGUCACAGUGGGAGAAAUGGUGCAAAAGAAAAGGUCAUGGACUUCAGCUUAGCGAUUCACCAUUGCCAGAAGAUGCUUCUCCGCAGGCGUCACUUUAUUAUAUCUCCGAAGAGUCAUGGAAAGGAUUCACGGAAUGGGCAUUAAAGCCUAUACCUUUAACAAUUGGUCCUACAUGCUUUAAUUUGUCUGUAGCUACAAGAGUAGUAAGUGCUGGAAAAUGGCUUGGAAACGAGGAGAUGGAUGCGGUUAUGUUUAUAUGGCGUGUGAACACUACAUUGAAUCGUUGGGCCCCUCGGCGUGUUGCUUUCAUGAGUGCUAUGUUUUGCCUCCAAGUAGACGCUGCAUACAAGAAGUUUUUACCAAACAAAAAAGCCUAUCAAUUGCCUGAUUUCCUUCUUGGGUACGGCAGAGGAGAGCUUCCAUCUCAUGGGCGGACUGAUCUAGUUUGGGGUGUUGAUGUUGAUCGACUCUACUUUCCUCUGUUUGUAAAUGGUAAUCACUGGGUUGGUGUCUGUGUAAACAUCAUUGAAAGAAAAGUAGAAGUCUUUGAUUGCGGUCGGGGAAAGAACAGACAGUACGUUGAGAAGUUUGCUGCUAUCAUUCCUAGGAUUGUGAAGUCCGUUGCACCACAAGAAAGACAGAAGCAGCUACUCCUCUCAUCAUAUUCUAUCGUGGAUGUGCCUAUGAAGUUGAGAUUGAAUAAAAGUUGUUGUGAUUGCGGUGCAUACGCUUUGAAGCACUUGGAAUGCUCGCUGCUUGGUCUUGACGUCAGUUUAGUGGAUGAUGAAAUCAUUAUGGGUUGUAGACAGAAGAUUGGAGUGGACUUAUGGGAGGCUGCACACGACCCCAUCUUUGCUGAGGUUAUGACACGAUAUGUGCCUUCACCAUGGGAGAGGUCUGAGGUCUUUGACCUGGAGGAUGAUUGAUUAACUGUGAUUUUAGUAGUUUGGUUUGUUAGAAUUAGAAAACAACUUUGGCUUUGGUAUUUGAUUUGAAUUAAGAAACAACUCUAGCUUUGAUUUUGUAUAAAUUAUGAAACAACCCUAUAAAGAACAAAAUCAUAAAAACUGAGGACCCAAACCCUAAACAAACCCUUAACUAAAACCAUAACCAUAGACAUACCCUAACCAAACCCUUAACUUAAACCAUAACCAUAGACAUACCCUAACCAAACCCUAAAACCAUAAUACAAUCAUGAUUCUUAAUCAUACCCUAAACAAACCCUAAAUCUGUAAUUCAUAGUCAAACCCUUAACCCUAAAUAAACUCUAAAACCAUAACCGUAGACAUACUCUAACCAAACCCUUAACUAAAACCAAAUACAAAUUAAUCCAACGCCUCAAACACACACCUAUUUAUUGAUUAUUUUUGUACAUUGGUCACUAUCUAAGUACGUCCGUCCACUAUGUUUGAUAGAUGUUUAAACACUAAUUUAGAGGGUUCAAAGACAAAGUUCUUGUGGUGUUAUCGAUAAAUUCAAAAUGAUUUUUUUCUGCUCUGCCUUAGCUAGAAUACGCGUUCUGGGAGUAUGAAACGACGUAGUUUUGGUUAUUUUUUUGACCUAAUCUCUUUUCUUCCUCAUUCUUCCUCGACAGAGAGAUUGCAGCGGCGAAAAUUUGGAGAUCGACUCCCUCAUGUCUUCAGUAAAUUCUUCAUCCACUACAAGAGAUCGCCUCGCGAAACAACGGGGAAUUCCCACAAGAUGCAAUUGCGGUGAGGCAGUGAAUCGUUUCACUUCAAAAACAAUUCAAAAUCCGGGAAGAUUAUUUCAUUGUUGUCCUUUGGGAUCUCAAAAGGACAAAACCCACUUGUUCAAAUGGACUGACAAGUCAGUUGUUGAGGAGAUUGAAGACUUCCAAGACCUGUUUGACGUGUUACUCGUUGACAAUUCCGAGUUUCAGAAAUCAGUGAGAGCUGGUGAGGCCAUGAUGACACGCCAUGAGAGUAGAAUUCAAGAGAUGGAAGAUGCAAUGUGCCAUUGCGAAGAGAAGACCUUGGAAUGCAUUAGGGAACUUAGGGGCAUAAAAGCUUUGUUUGUGUGUUGUUUGGUGAUGGUCUUCUUGUACCAUAUCUAUGCAUGAUGUUCAACUACUUUUAUGUGCUUCCUCAACUUGUUGUUUCUUAUUUUCAAAGAAGUUAAGACCAUGUUUCUUGUUAUUUCGAGGUGAUCAUCAUCUACUGAAACGAAUUAUUUUGCAAUUACUUUGAUUGUUACUAGAAUAAAUCGAUUUGUCUCUAUAGUUUAGCAAAUACCAAAUUGUCAAAUAGGUUCUUAAACAGAAGAUCAAAU
This is a messenger RNA of Brassica rapa (field mustard), 2420 nucleotides long. RefSeq lists its product as uncharacterized. Lineage: Eukaryota; Viridiplantae; Streptophyta; Magnoliopsida; Brassicales; Brassicaceae. Gene Ontology annotation, molecular function: cysteine-type peptidase activity. Gene Ontology annotation, biological process: proteolysis. The record is from RefSeq and is a predicted model, not a curated record.